Messenger RNA from Stylonychia lemnae, 1659 nucleotides. The record is from the annotation of a GenBank genome assembly. NCBI's taxonomy places the organism in Eukaryota, Ciliophora, Spirotrichea, Sporadotrichida, Oxytrichidae.
AUGUCAACAUCCCGCAAUUAGUAGAGAGAACAUUAGAGAUCUUUAAUGAUUAAGAGCCAAACCUAUCAGUAUUUUACUCUAUUUUUACAUAAUUAGGCUUUGCCAAGUUUGAAUGCUUGUGAAACAGUAGAGGAUUUGCACUCUUUAUCAGGAAAAUUAGUUAGAUAUGACUGUAUGAUAUAGGAUAUGUACGAAGAAGAGUACUUUAUGAGUGUUCUUCUGCCAACUCAAUCAUCUCAGAAUAGUGAAACUCUCUCCAAAUCAACUCAGCACUCAUCAAAUAGUCAGCCAGGGUUACCACUGUUUUACAAGUAUUACACUGAGCUAACUUAAGAUCAGAUAAUCAACUAUGAAACAUAAUCAAUUGACUAAUAGUUUGCUCAAGAGAGAGGAAAUUUGUUAGGCAUUUCAGUGCCAAAUAUGAAUCAGUGGCUGGCUUAGGAGCCAGAGAAAAGGGCCAAGACUUGUUUGAUUAAGGUCUAUGAUGAGAAUGUGAGAUCAUUCAAGCUCAAUGAUAAUUUGACAGUGAUUGGUAUUCUGGAAUUCAAUAAGAGAUAGUCAGAGGAUGAGGAAAUGAAAAAUGUAAGUGGGGGAGAUGAUGACUAUGAUCCAAUGGCAAGAACUGGAAUUCCUAAUGAGCAGAAUAUUCCUCAUUUGCACGUCAUUACUUUUAGAAAGGACUUGAUCUUGAACAAUAAUCAGUUGCUCAAGAGAUCUUAGGUGAAUAACAUGACAUUGAAUAAUUACAGUUAAGAUUUGAAAGAAGCUAGAGAGAAAUUGAAGGCAAUUUUAAAAAUGAUCCUUGAAGGUGACCAGGUAGCGUCUGAGUUCACAUUGCUCAAUAUCAUCUCAAAAGCUCACACUAGAAAGGACGGCUUCAUCCUAGGCAAUAUUUCAACAAACCUCUGUGGAAUUUCAUCAUUGAGGUCAAAAUACCUGAACAGGCUCCUUGAAAAAAUUCUUCCACACUCUAUGUACCUGCCUUUAUCAUUAGAAAAUUUGGAGGAGAAGAGAUUGUCUCCAAAGAAGAAUUAUGACACUAAUUCACUAGAGCCAGGUCUAUUGCAAAUGGUUGAUAACACUUUUGUGGUAAUCGAUGAGACUCUGAUGAAAGAGGGCAAAGUCAAAGAAAAUGGUGUGAUGAAUAUCAAGGCACUAGCAACUUUGAUAGAGCAGCAAGUGGUUUAAUACGAUUUUAUGUAUUCAUAGAUCGACAUGCCAAUUAAUGCGGGAGUUAUUGUGCUUUCAGAAGGAAGAUCAAUGUUCAAGAACACUCUAUAAGUGGUAAUAAAGCCUGAAGAAGGAAAAGAUUUGGACGAAAAUAAGCUCAACCAAAUUAUUAAUGAUGAAGACUUGUUGAAUUAAUUACGCAGGUAUAUCCUAGUAACAAACUCUUUUGCUGAUGUGACUCUUUAAGACUACCACAUCCCAGAAGAUGUGUCAGAGUAUGCCUAAAACAUAUUCAUUGAAACUAGAAAGAACGAGCAAUAGAACUUUGGUGAGGUUAAAACCAAUGCUGACACCUUCCAUGCCUUAUUGACUUUAGCUAGACUUAUUUCUAUCUCAGAUGGUGAAAUCGCUCUUAGCAUGACUAACUAUGAGAAAGCCAGAACUUUGGACUAGCAGAGACUUUCCAGAAUCCCCUAGAAAUCUAAAUGA